GGUUUCUUGUAGAUGUUGAAAAGGAGUGGAGAAAGAACCAAGCAGCUGAGGACUGGACUUCUCUCUCCCUACCAAUACUGACUGGGAACUGCCACAGGGAAAGGAUUCGAACCAGCGCAUAACUGUGCCACCCAUCCCCAUCCCCUAUUAAGUGACUAGAAAAAUAUGGAGAAGAAAGUGAGGCAGCUGUGUCUUAUUUCUGAUCCAGACACAACAUACUUUCUGCAAAUAACUUGGUGCAAAGAUCUUGGUAUGGGUUUUGAUCUUAUACUAAGCGAUGGCCAAUCGUCUUGGAUUGGAAGAGUGUCUGAAGAAGAGAUUUCCAGAGAGGCUGCUGACAUGGAAAUGAAACAAGAAAAGUAUGUAGAAGAACUUAAAAAAGUACUGUUGUUUGACCAAGAGUUUUCAGAUACAUACCGUUUUGAUAUUUCUAAAAAGGAAAGAAAUGGAGAAUCAAUUUAUUUUUCAUAUGAAAAGAAUUUGAAGGAUGUUACUUUUAGACUUGGAUCAUUGAUAUUACAAAAAGUUACAAAUUCACCUGAAGUCAUUAGAGAGUUGAUUACCCAUUGCCUAGACUGUGUAAAAGAACUACAUGUCAAAAACGAUCACCUACAAAAAGAGAAUGAAAGGCUUCUAAGCGAUCUGGAUGACAUACAAGAACAAUUACAAAAAUGUGUUGAAGCUAAAGAAGAACUGGAAACUGAUCUUUAUCAGCGAUUUGUCUUGGUCCUCAAUGAAAAGAAAGCAAAGAUAAGAAGUUUACAGAAACAUUUAAAAGAAGUCGAAGAAACAGUAUCGGAAACUGCACAAGCAGGGGACACAGUAAUUGCUUCAAAAAGUACAGUUGGAAAAGAAAAUUAUGAAGGAAGCACUGAUGAAGAAAGUGAAAAUUUAAUACAACUGACAACAUCAGAGACAAUCAAAUCCAGUGAAGAUUCAUUACUUGGUAGUCUGGAUAUUACUGAUAUAGUUCCAAGUAGAAAAAGAAGACAACGGAUUUCAAAAGAUGGAAAUACUAAACCAAAGGUGACACUACAAGAAGCCCACACUUCUUCAAAAGAAAAACUACAUUUUGCUCCAUCAAAAUCAACAGAGAGGCAACUGACUUUGCAAAAGGCAGAGGAAGAGAAAAACACAUAUGACCCCGAAGACCUAUUUGGUGAUAUCUGACUUUUCUGGAAGAAGACUACAAUUUUACUACAAGCUGCUAAAAAUGUAAUCAAUUAUCUCUUCCAAAGAAACUGUUUUACAUACAGCAGUGGAGGGAGUUUCCUAUUUGUACUGUAAAAUAAUAUUCAACUAGUGUUUUAUCUUUUGCUAAUAAAGGUUGUACCCAUGAAUAGUCACUAACAGUCAACAUUUUCCAUUCAAGGCUUUACAGACUUCAGGGAGUUAAUCUGCCUCCAGUUGAUGUGAAUGAGAAAAUUUAAUUAAUCCUCAGGAUUAAGAAAGACAAUUACCAGAGCAUCAAAAUGGCAGCAAUGAAAACUGGGAAGAAAGAUGAAAGGCUGCGACCCAUGGCUUCAGGCAGAAAGGUGUCUUGAAAUCUCUAUAGUUGUUUUAUGAUUAACGAAAAUAUAUUUCCCAAAUUAAGAAUAGAUACAGUGUCUCAUCCAUUAGACACUGUUUUCUUUCUGUUUGAUCAUCACUUUUAAAUGUCCACAAUGAAGUCUCUUGCUGCAAAGAUAUUUUUAGGCCUUUACUCCAUUUCCUUCUCAGUAAUGGUCCCUAGCAACCAUUGUUUUGACCCACAACUUCUGCCAGCACUCUUGGAAUAUCAAAAGCAAGGGUUUCUAUGACAUUUUGGAGAUAAGGCAAUAUGUUUAUAUUGUUUUACGUUUUGAAUUGGAGAAUUCUUAUUCAUAAAUAAUGUUGCCAUAAUAGGCCAGUUUGUCCCCAGUCUUAUAUCUGGGUAUAUUGAAUUAAAACUCCCAGAACUCUCAGCCAAUGAGGGAAUUCUGCCAGUUUUAAAUCUAGAAGAUUGGACAAAGUCCGCACAAAACUUUUUAAAAUGCUUAUAAUAAUAGAUUAAUUAUUAAAAUGGUGAAUUAAGAUUGAAAAUAUUCUCAGCUAUCAAAUAACACUAAUGAACAACUUUGGACUAGCCGCCUUCUUUCAGCCAACUCACUGCACAGGAUUGUUAUGGAUUUUUUUUAAAAAGAACUGAUAGACGUCUGCUAUGUGUAUUAUCUUGAUAUGGAGCAAAAGUAGGAUUAUAAACUAAUGAAUAAGAAUAUGGGCACAUAUGCAUGCUGUGGGGACUCUGGAGGCACAUGAUAGCAUGUACUUAAUGAUGUCAGACAAAUUAUAUAAUUUAUAUUUUGGUUAAUGGCAUUUCUUCAACAAUCUUUCAAAGUCACAAUAACACUGAAUGAGGAGGCUUAUGCCUAGUCCUUGAAAUUGCAUUGCAACAUCUCUGUAGUUACAUGAUUUUGAUUUAAGCAUUUAGCAGAAACUAAUUCACAAUUAUGAACGUUGCCUCUUGUCACUGUCAUGUGCUGGCCAUUUGCAACCUUCACUGUCAGCUUCUGACAAUCAAUGGGAAAGUUGGCAGAAGAUUGUCCAUUGCAAUCACAUGAGGCUACACCAAAUGACCAUCUGGAAUUUGCCUAAUAGUUACAACUGAAAUUCAUGAAUGAAGGCAAAUGUUCAUGUCCCAAGAUCUCUCAUUCUGGUGAGAGAAAAGUUCCCUGAGAAUGGGGUCCAGCACGAGUCUAAAAACUCGGAGACUAAAUCUUUGAUUCCGGUGACUAACCCAGAUUGGGCCCUACAAGAACUGAAAUUGCUGGAAUGGCUAUUAUUAAGAUGGUGUAGUCAUGUGACAUCACACUUUACAACCAUGUUGGUUAACGACAGAGCUUCCAAUCCCGACUAGCUAAUUGAGAACUAUUUGUAUUUGCCUCAGACCUCAUACCCAUGUAUGUAAUUGAAGCAUUUGAAGAAUGAUGACAUCACACCCAUGCCAUUUGAUGCCAACAUAGUUUGUUACAGACAUCACUAGAAACACAGGCCAAAUUAGAAAUCUAAAAAGCCAUUAGAAGCCAGAUUGCCACUGAGUUGAGCCCAUCUUUUAUUCUAUGAGCUUAAAUUUAAUUUAUUUUUUCAAUCUUAAACGUAUUUUUUUGCUUGUUUUCCCCCACUACUUUUACAAAGUAUUUGACCUUUGAAAAAUUGCCUUGACAUUUCAUAUAAACACAACCACUUGGUGUUUUGUUUGUUCAAGCAUUCUACUAUGGAAAUUAUCCUAGGGUUAAGCAUUUAUGCGAAGUAUUCCUAUAAGAAGUAAUUUUAGGUCAUUUCAAUACUUUCUUAAUUUACAGAUUAUCUGAAUAUUCAGUUCUGUAUAUAAUUCUGGUUAUGCCUGCUGAACCUGUAUCUUCUGCUGGAUAAAACUUUUGUGGUAGUGUUCUAUUUUUGUUCUGUAAGCCUUGAAUUUUCAUUCUCCUGUCCCCACAACUAAGCUUGUAAGAUUUUUCUUUCUUUCUUUUAAUAAGACAAUUAAAAUACAGUUUUAAGUAUUAGCUUAAACCUGCAAGUAGUCCUCAAUGGAGCAAGCUAGUUUUUAAAAAUGUCUGGAAUACUGAAAUAAGUCACUUUGAAAGAACUAUCCAUGAGAACAAACUAUUGUCUGCAAACAAUUGCAUUGUUUUUUUUUAAAUAGAGCAAUAUAAAAAUAACUCGUAAUUCCUACAAUUUUCCUCAAAAGAAGUCUCUUGGAACAAAAAAAUAGUGUACAUAAGUAGCGAGGAAGUCAGCCAUUUGGCUAUUAUUAUUGUCUAUCUGGAGCAAGGGGAAAAAAUGAUCCUAUGAAUAUGAAAAAAAGAGGAAAAUGGAACAGAUCUCCAGUUUUCUUUUAAGAUAACUGGCUUGGUCACAUGAUUAUAAGCUGUUUCCCAGAUACCAGACAUAAUUUAAAGAAUUUUAGCUGCAAAUAAGUCUUUUUAUUAUACUACAUACAAAUGCUGUGUUCUUCUAACAACAUAAAACUCUAAGUUGUAAAAACAACAUUAUUUAAUCAGUGAGAUUACUGUUUUGUUAUGAAAUGUAAACUCCAACUACUAGUAAAAGGAUAAUUACCCCAUUUCUACAAUUCUAAUCUUGUAGAUUACAGGUGAGGGAUUAUUGAUACAACUAGUAGGGCACUCUAAAGUGCUGCCCAGUUUCAGGAGGAAGAGGAACUAGAGAAGCUAUAAAUCACCUUUUAUAAUAUCUUCUUAGUAGCUGUGUUAAGGAAAGUUUGCAGAAAAUGCUUUCUUACUUUUAAAUGUUUUCAAAGUUUUCCUAAAAUGGCUAUCAAUAAUGAAAUCUCAUACCAACCAAACUAAAUAUAAAACAGCAACCAUUGAUAAAUCCAUGAACCAUAAACACUUUGGGUUACUAUAACAAGUAGAAAUGAGUACAAUUAGUUUCAUACAAACCUGAUCUGAGCUAAGUGCCUUGCUUCAAACAAUGCUUGGGCAAUUGACUUGGACAGUAUAUAUGGAUCUUAUAAUGUCAUUUUUGUAUGUAUAAUCCGAAUGUCAUUCAUGUAUGUAUUAUCUAGUGCAUGUUCUCAUCUUUUCACAGAGAGUACUGCCAGCAUAUUUGUGUAAUAAAGUCAAUUUAGAUUGUCAUAAUUACCUGAAAUAAAGGAAUAUGAGAACUUCAA
Molecule: messenger RNA, 4648 nt
Organism: Thamnophis sirtalis
Lineage: Eukaryota; Metazoa; Chordata; Lepidosauria; Squamata; Natricidae
Source: RefSeq, a predicted model, not a curated record